Messenger RNA from Cyprinodon variegatus (sheepshead minnow), 3423 nucleotides. Its product is annotated as NACHT, LRR and PYD domains-containing protein 12-like. The record is from RefSeq and is a predicted model, not a curated record. Gene Ontology annotation, molecular function: protein binding. The transcript has 11 exons. Lineage: Eukaryota; Metazoa; Chordata; Actinopteri; Cyprinodontiformes; Cyprinodontidae. Bases 34 to 3408 code for a protein of 1124 amino acids.
AGCUCCAGGUCUGUGAGCUGAUGUGAAGUGAGCAUGAUGGAUCAUUGUGAGGACACAAAGGACAGAGUCUCUACCUCUAAAACCACUCUGUGUGGAGAACAUGAGGACCAGAGCAAAGCUCAGAGGAAACAACCAGAACCUGAACCAGAACCCAGCUGUGUGUCUUUAAAGAGCAACAUGUCAAAAGGUGUCGGCAUUGAUUUUAAAUCAGACCAACCGUCAUCAUCAAACAGGGUGGACCAGCAGAACUCAGAGGUUCCCAGUGGUCCAUCUGCCCAGCAGCAUCAAACCCAGCUGGACUCCAUAUUUAUGCUGCUGGAGGAAAACAUUGUUAGUUUUGUGAAGAAUGAGCUGAAGAAGAUACAGAAGGUUCUGAGUCCAGAUGAUACAAAAGGUCAAAGGGAGGUUGAGGAGGUGUUGGAAGGUGAGGACGAAGAGGAGAAAAGGAGCAGAGAGGCAUUUGUUAAGAUCACCAUGAACUUCCUGAGGAGGAUAAAGCAGGAUGUGCUGGCUGAACGUCUGCAGAGUAGAUAUUGUUCCGAAGUUUGUCAACAUAACCAUAAAUCAAGUCUGAAGAAGAGGUUCCAGUCUGUGUUUGAGGGGAUCACUAAAGCAGGAAGUCCAACCCUUCUGAACCAGAUCUAUACAGAGCUCUACAUCACAGAGGGAGGGACUGGGGGGGUCAAUGAUGAACAUGAGGUCAGACAGAUUGAAACAGCAUCCAGGAAAACAAACAGACCAGAAACAACAAUCAGACAAGAAGACAUCUUUAAAGUUCCACCUGGAAGAGAUCAACCAAUCAGAACAGUGAUGACAAAGGGAGUGGCUGGCAUUGGGAAAACAGUCUUAACACAGAAGUUCACUCUGGACUGGGCUGAAGGCAAAGCCCAUCAGAACAUCCAGUUCAUAUUUCCAUUAACCUUCAGAGAGCUGAAUGUGCUGAAAGAAAAAAAGUUCAGCUUGGUGGAACUUAUUCAUCACUUCUUUACUGAAACCAACGGAAUCUGCAGCUUUGAUCACUUCCAGGUUCUGUUCAUCUUUGAUGGUCUGGAUGAGAGUCGACUUCCUCUGGACUUCAAAAACAAGGAGAUCCUGACUGAUGUUACAGAGUCCACCUCAGUGGAUGUUCUGCUGACAAACCUCAUCAAGGGGAAACUGCUUCCCUCUGCUCUCCUCUGGAUAACCACACGACCUGCAGCAGCCAAUCAGAUCCCUCCUGACUGUGUUGGCAUGGUGACAGAGGUCAGAGGGUUCAAUGACCCACAGAAGGAGGAGUACUUCAGGAAGAGAUUCAGAGACGAGAAGAAGGCCAACAGGAUCAUCUCCCACAUCAAUAGAUCUAGAAGCAUCCAGAUAAUGUGCCACAUUCCAGUCUUCUGCUGGAUUACUGCUAAGGUUCUGGAGGGAGUAUUGGAGACCAGAGAGGAAGGAGAGCUGCCCAACACCCUGACUGAGAUGUACAUCCACUUCCUGGUGGUUCAGACCAAAGUGAAGAAGAUCAAGUAUGAUGGAGCAGCUGAAACAGAUCCACACUGGACUCCAGAGAGCAGGAUGAUGAUUGAGUCUCUUGGAAAACUGGCUUUUGAUCAGCUGCAGAAAGGAAACUUGAUUUUCUAUGAAUCAGACCUGAAAGAGUGUGGCAUUGAUAUCAGAGCAGCCUCAGUUUACUCAGGAGUGUUCACAGAGAUCUUUAAAGAGGAGAGGGGACUGUACCAGAACCAGGACAAAGUGUUCUGCUUCAUCCAUUUGAGUGUUCAAGAGUUUCUGGCUGCUCUUCAUGUUCAUCUGACCUUCAUCAAGGAUGGAGUCAAUCUGAUGGGGGAACAAAAAAACAUAUCUGUUAGGGCUAAAUUAGCUAAUAAAUCGAAACUAAGUAAUCUCCAUUACAGUGCUGUUAACAAGGCCUUACAGAGUCUCAAUGGACACCUGGACCUGUUCCUCCGUUUCCUCCUGGGUCUUUCACUGCAGACAAAUCAGACUCUCCUACAAGGUCUGAUGACAAAGACAGAAAGUUGUCCUCUGACCAAUCAGGAAACAGUUCAGUACAUCAAGAAGAAGAUCAAUAAAAAUCUGUCUGCAGAGAAAAGCAUCAACCUGUUCCACUGCUUGAAUGAACUGAAUGAUCGUUCUCUGGUCCAGAAGAUCCAACAGUCUCUCAGAUCAGGAAGUCUCUCCAUAGAUAAACUGUCUCCUGCUCAGUGGUCAACUCUGGCCUUCAUCUUAGUGACAUCAGGAGAAGAUCUAGAUGUGUUUGACCUAAAUAAAUACUCUGCUUCAGAGGAGGCUCUUCUCAGGCUGCUGCCAGUGGUCAGAGCUUCAACCAAAGUUCUACUGAAUAGCUGUAACCUCUCAGAGAGAAGCUGUGAAGUUCUGGCCUCAGUUCUCAGCUCCCAGUCCUCUAAUCUGAGAGAGAUUGACCUGAGUAACAACAAGCUGAAGGAUUCUGGAGUGGAGCUGCUGUCUUCUGGACUGAAGAGUCCAAACUGCAAACUGGAAAGUCUCAGAUUGAGGAACUGCAGUUUGUCGGAGAUUAGCUGUGCUUCUCUGGUCUCAGCUCUAAAGUCCAACCCCUCCCAUCUAACAGAACUGGACCUAAGCAACAACACCACCCUGAAAGAUAGCGGAGUGAAGCAGCUCUGUGGUUUUCUCCAGUCUCCCCUUUGCAAACUACAGACAUUGAGAUUGAGGAGCUGCAAUUUGUCAGAGAUCAGCUGUGCUUCAUUGGACUUAGCUCUGAAGUCCAACCCUUCCCAUCUGACAGAACUGGAUCUGAGCAACAACAAAGACCUGAAAGAUGGUGGAGUGAAGCAGCUCCGUGGCUUUCUCCAGUCUCCCCUCUGCAAACUACAGACAUUGAGAUUGAUUCACUGCAGUUUAUCAGAGAUCAGCUGUGCUUCUCUGGUCUCAGCUCUGAAUUCCAACCCCUCAAACCUGACAGAACUGGACCUGAGCGGCAACUACGACCUGAAAGAUGGUGGAGUGAAGCAGCUCUGUUGUUUUCUCCAGUCUCCCCUCUGCAAACUUCAAAAAUUGAGAUUGGAUAUCUGCAGUUUGUCAGAGAUCAGCUGUGCUUCUCUGGUCUCAGCUCUGAAGUCCAACCCCUCCCAUCUGACAGAACUGGAUCUGGGCGAGAACAUCAACCUGAAAGAUCGUGGAGUGAAGCAGCUCUGCGAUUUUCUCCAGUCCCCUCUCUGCAAACUACAGACUUUGAGAUUGGAUCUCUGCAGUUUGUCAGAGAUCAGCUGUCCUUCUCUGGUCUCAGCUCUGAAGUCCAACCCCUCGCAUCUGAUAGAACUGGACCUGAGCAACAACAAAGACCUGAAAGAUCGAGGAGUGAAGCAGCUCUGUGGUUUUCUCCAGUCUCCCCUCUGCAAACUACAGACAUUGAGGUCAGUUACCAUGUUUUAGUUUAGUGCUGAUAUU